Arabidopsis arenosa is the source of this 2863-nucleotide messenger RNA. Lineage: Eukaryota; Viridiplantae; Streptophyta; Magnoliopsida; Brassicales; Brassicaceae. The record is from the annotation of a GenBank genome assembly.
AAACCACUUAGCUCCGAACCAGACCCCGAUGGAAGCUCCCGAACAAUCUCUCCGUCCGGAGAAAUCCUUGGCCGUCGAAGAUCAAGGACUUGCCGUCCGAACUCUAGAUGACUCCCAAGCAGCAAAACCGGAGAUCAACGCUACGAUUGAGCUUCCCAACAAAUUGAAGGUUGAGAAAUCCGCCGUCGAGAAGGAACGUGAGGCUUUCCGGCAAGCAGUGGUCAAAACUCUGGAGCAUCGUUUGUUCUUCCAUAAAUCUUUCGAUAUCUACAAAGGUGUCGCUGGACUUUACGAUUUCGGUCCUCUUGGCCGUGAUGUUGAACUUAAUGUACUUAGCCUCUGGCGUAAGUAUUUUGUGAAUGAAGAGGAUAUGCUAGAGGUUGCUUGUACAGCUUUGACACCAGAGGUUGUGUUCAAUGCAUCUGGACAUGUGAAAAAGUUCACUGAUCUUAUGGUCAAGGAUCUGGUAGAUGGAAACUUUCACCGUGCAGACCACUUGGUCAAGGAUUAUUGUGAAAACCGAAAGAAAGAUCCUACCAUCUCUGCUGAGAAUGCUGCUGAAUUGGAUCAUGUUAUAUCUCUUGUGGAAGAUCUUUCUGCUGAAGAGCUUGGUGCCAAGAUCAAGGAGUAUGGAAUCACUGCUCCAGUCACGAAGAAUCCACUUUCUCAUCCUCCUCUCCCGUUCAACUUGAUGUUUCAAACAUCCAUUGGACCAACUGGUUCGUCGAUCGGUUACCUGCGUCCUGAAACUGCUCAAGGCAUUUUUAACAACUUUAAGAAGUAUUAUAAUGAGAAUGGACAAAAACUUCCGUUUGCCGUGGCUCAAGUUGGUCGAGUCUUUAGGAAUGAGAUAUCUCCUCGUCAAGGGCUUCUUAGAACUCGUGAAUUCACUCUGGCAGAAGUUGAGCACUUUGUUGAUCCUGAGAAUAAGUCACAUCCCAAAUUCCCUCAUGUAGCAAAACUCGAAUUCCUUAUGUUUCCAAGAGAAGAACAAGAAAAAACUGGCCAAUCUGCAAAAAAACUUCGCCUUGGUGAAGCUGUUGCCAAGGGCAUUGUGAACAGUGAAACUCUAGGAUACUUCAUUGGGAGAGUGUAUCUUUUCCUUACCCGUCUUGGCAUAGACAAAGAACGCCUGCGCUUCCGUCAGCAUCUAGCAAAUGAAAUGGCACACUAUGCAGCAGAUUGUUGGGAUGCUGAAAUUGAGUGUUCAUAUGGGUGGAUUGAAUGUGUUGGAAUUGCAGAUAGGUCUGAUUAUGACUUGCGUGCUCACUCAGACAAAAGUGGCGUUGCUCUUGUGGCUCAAGAGAAACUUGUAGAACCUAAAGAAGUAGAGAAACUUGUUAUUAAACCUGUGAGGAAAGAACUGGGUCCUGCAUUCAAGAGAAAUCAAGAGAAUGUGGCUGAAGCUUUGGAGGCGAUGAAUGAGCAAGAAGCUAUGAAGAUGAAGGCAACCCUGGAAUCCGAAGGGGAAGUGGAGUUUUACGUGUGUACCCUCGGGAAAAACGUGACCAUCAAGAAGAACAUGGUGUCAAUCUCAAAGGAGAGGAAAAAAGUGAACACGCGGGAUUUCACUCCGGUUGUGAUUGAACCGUCGUUUGGGAUUGGUCGGAUCAUGUAUUGUCUGUACGAGCACUGUUUCAGCACAAGGCCAAGCAAGGCCGGGGAUAAACAGCUGAUCGUGUUCCGUUUCUCUCCUCUUGUAGCACCUACCAAGUGCACGGUUUUCCCGCUUGUUCAAAACCAACAAUUCGAGGAAGCAACCAAAUUUAUUUCCAAGGAACUCAAAUCUCAUGGCAUCAAACAGAAGAUUGACAUCACUGAUAUAUCGAUAGGAAAGAGAUACGCGAGAUCUGAUGAGAUUGGAGUGCCAUUUUCAAUAACGGUGGACUCAGAAACAUCGGUCACAAUCAGAGAAAGAGACAGCAAAGAUCAAGUCCGAGUCAGCUUGAAAGAGGCAGCUUCCGUCGUGACCUCCAUGGUUGAGGAGAAGAUGACGUGGCAAGACAUUUGGGCAAGCUUCCCGCACCACUCUUCUCACUCUUGUGCUGCUGCAGACGAGUCUCGAGAUAAGCAGAGGAAAGAGGCGUUGAAGAUUUGGUGCAAGCUGCGACUCCGUGGUCACAACUCCACACCAAGUAUCCUCUUACAUCGUGCAUUAAGAAUCAAAAAGAGGGUUAAAGAUCAUGGCAUAUUUGUUCUUGCUCCUUGGAUCCUUGUUCUUCAACUCUUUGUGGCAGUGAUUGCAAUUGUGGGAUUCUAUUCUCAAGCUGUUCGUCUAGUGGCAAAUGCAGAAGUGACUGCACCAACAAGCCCAUUCCAACAACGACAUAUCAAGAAGAUGAAGUUAGUUCAGAUUUACAUUGUCUACGAGAUCUCUGGCGUCCCUCCCUCUCUCUUAACCAUGGUUGUCUUUCUCUUGUACCUCUCGUCCUCCGAUUUCUCUCCGUUUGGAGUCGAGAAUCGCAUCCUUCUCACUCUUUGCCUUCGUUGACCUUGAUUCAUCCUAGGGUUUUUCGAAUAUGAUUUCAUCUGUGAAGCUCAGGAAACAACUUGGUUCUCGCUCUCUGCCAUAUAACUCUUCUUCUUGUUAGAUUUUGUUUGAUUUAUUUGGUUCUCGGUUUCUUAUGGGCUUGAUUCGUACUUGGGUUGAUUGAUUUUGAUAAGUGUUUUUUGAACUGAUAUCAUGUUGAUUGAUUGGUGUUGAUUCUGGUGAGUUUGAUGGAGAUUAGAGAGCUAAUAGUCCGAUGUGUUUCUCAAAUGGUUCUUAGUCGAGUUAGUAAUGUGAAAUCUGGUUGGAAAAAUGUCUUCACGGUAAGUAACAGACGCUUUAGUUUCUCAAUUCCAAUAAACACUUCUUUAAUUA